Messenger RNA from Moneuplotes crassus, 808 nucleotides. NCBI's taxonomy places the organism in Eukaryota, Ciliophora, Spirotrichea, Euplotida, Euplotidae. The record is from the annotation of a GenBank genome assembly.
UAUUUUUAGCCAUAAAUUAUGCCAUCAAAUCUUCCAAAUAAUGCUCCUGAUAUUGAUCCUUCUUACCUCCGGACAUCUCUGUCUAACCAGAAGGAAGAAUCUGGGGUAAAAACUAUGAAUGAUGAUGAUGCUAUUUCUCAAGAUAAGCUUACAUAUUUUUGGAAAGUAUUUGAAGUGAAAAAUAAAACUAUUAAUCAAGCUGUCGAUUCCCAUCCCUAUGUGAUUAACCCAAUGGGAACAAUUGGGAGAGAAUUCUCAGUCUUCCACUUAUCUGACAUGUAUUUCUACCUCAACGAACUCUCAAGAGCUCAGGGAACUUCAUUAGAGGAGCAUAAUUUAAUAGAAGAGUUUAAAGCAGAUUUGAAAUAUAAUGGAAAAUAUUGGAGCAAGACAUGUGUUCUUGCUACUUUUGUGCCAUUCAUUGGAUUCACUCUUCUCAGAACAAGGACUAUUGUAUCUAGGCUAUUCUACUUGUACAUCUAUUCCUUAUUUUUUAACCAAAUUUAUGACCUGGGAUUGCUACUAAAAAUGAUUCAUUCAGGACCAGAUAUGAUUAAAAACGUGCUGAAUUUAGAUGAGAGAAAGAGUUUCUCUAAGAUCCAGACAGAACUCUUUAUCAGAUAUUGAGCUAAGAAAGAAAUCGAGCGAGCUCUAGGCCAGAGGAAGAAAUUCAAUGAAUUAAUCUAUGUCAGGAUCCUCAGGAAUGGAGUCAAGGACUUUAUCAACGACUGGAAGCUAAGAUUCAGAGUUGUCAAGACCAAAUUGUUCAAGAAUAAUAACUAGGGGUCUUCAAUAUUUUAGAAUUGAA